AUCACAUCCUGUCUCCCUGUUCAUUUUCCAGUCUCCAUGACAACCAGAGGCUUGGAGGAUCUGGAUGGGGGCCUGGGCAGCUGUCUCCCCAGCAAUGACCUCCCAUUACUGGAGGAGCCACACUCAGGCCGGCGGCCAGACAGCAAGGCACGAGGGGCAUCCAGGCCAGCUGACUCUAGUAGCAGGACACAUGUCCUCCAGUACCCAGGGCCCGCUGGAGCCACAGAGAAAGAGCUGGCGGCCAAGGAGGGCCCAGGAACCAGCAGCAAAAGGACCCCGAAAGCUGAGACAAGUCCCCGGAGCAUCCCCGAGCACAGGAGUUCUCAGAUUGCACCUCCAUUGAAGCCACCGCCACCGCUGAGAGACGACCUGCCCUGGAGAGACUUGACACUCAACAAGUGCCUGGUGCUGGCCUCGCUGGUGGCGCUGCUGGGCUGGAUUCUCCAGCUGUGUCAGAAUGCAGUGGCUGGGGAGGUGGCGGUGGCUGCCCCUAAGCAGUGGGUCCCGCCCAGUCUUCCACCCAAGAAGCCAGCGGUGCUGUCCUUGCCUAAACCUCCGCUCUUGGUGCCCCAUUCCGGGCCUCCUGAGGCCAAGCCAGGGCCACCCGGGCCCCAGGCACUGAAACAGAUGCCUGAGGCUACAGAAGCCCAGGGGGAGCCUGAAGAGUCCAAGCAGGAAGCCUCUGGGGAGGAGCGUGCCCCCCUUGGGGACCGAGGGUCCCAGGAGAAGCCGCGGAAGGAGAAACCAAGGAAAGGAGAGAAGCGAAAGAAGGAGAAACCGAGGAGGGAGAAGCCAAGGAGAGAGGAGAGGCCGCGGGCCACCAGGGAACCCCGCCCAUCCCUGCCCCGGCGCUGGGAGGCGCGCGAAAGAGGCCACCAGCGGCAGACCUGGGCUCCCCGGCGAUGCCAUGAGCUUGACGACCGGCCCAGACAGAAGCCUCAUGGGGGCAAGGGGUGCGACUGAUCCUGCCUUG
Molecule: messenger RNA, 973 nt
Organism: Phodopus roborovskii (desert hamster)
Lineage: Eukaryota; Metazoa; Chordata; Mammalia; Rodentia; Cricetidae
Gene: Jsrp1
Product: junctional sarcoplasmic reticulum protein 1
Exons: 6
Coding region: 37-963 (308 amino acids)
Biological process (GO): skeletal muscle contraction; regulation of ryanodine-sensitive calcium-release channel activity
Cellular component (GO): sarcoplasmic reticulum
Source: RefSeq, a predicted model, not a curated record